AUGACUGGGCCCCGCCAGCAGCGAAGCAGCGAGAUCUGGUCAAGGCGACUGUGCUUUGGCUUUGUCCUCCUGCUAUGGGCAUGGGCGCGGGACCUUUGGAUGUGGCUUCUUGGUGUGCAAGUUGGCUGCACAGUUACCGUGGCGCUUGCUUUGUUUGGAUUGUGGUUGGAGGUGGAAGCCAGCGGCACUUCUCGUUGGAGUUUUCACAGCAGUUCAGUACAGCCCAAGCCCAAAAAAUCCAAGCAUGCAAAGCCUCCAGAUAGGACUCAGGUACAUUCGCUGAGGGCAUUACUGCUUGUCAUCCUGUUAGUAUGUAGCAAUAUUGGCUCAUGGGCUGAAUAA
Molecule: messenger RNA, 342 nt
Organism: Ostreobium quekettii
Lineage: Eukaryota; Viridiplantae; Chlorophyta; Ulvophyceae; Bryopsidales; Ostreobiaceae
Source: the annotation of a GenBank genome assembly